GGCUUCCGUUUUUUUUCUCUCUUUAAUUUUUCUCUAUUAUUAACAAGUCAUGACAAUGGCCAUUGAUUGCAUGGUGAUGCCUAUGAUACAAGAUGAGAAAAAGUCACUCAUUUUCGACUCAUCUGUACUUAAAAAUGAAUCGAACAUUCCUAGACAAUUUAUAUGGCCGGACCACGAGAAGCCUAGUGGUUUUGUUGGUGAACUUGAUGUUCCGCUUAUUGAUUUAGGGGCAUUCCUUUCUGGUGAUCCGAUUGCAGCUAAGCGUGAAUCUAGUCUGGUUGAUGAAGCAUGCAAGAAGCACGGUUUCUUUCUCGUGGCAAAUCAUGGUGUUGAUACUAAUCUUAUCUCACUUGCACAUCGCUAUAUGGACAUGUUCUUUGAAUUGCCACUUUCCGACAAGCAAAAGAUUCAAAGGAAGAGAGGAGAUCAUUGUGGUUAUGCUAGUAGCUUUACUGAGAGAUUUUCAUCCAAGUUACCUUGGAAAGAGACACUUUCUUUUCCAUAUUCUACCCUACAAGGCUCGUCCCACAUGCUUGAUCAAUAUUUUCUAAAAACAAUGGGGGAAGACUUUAGCCAUAUUGGGAAGUUUUACCAAGAGUAUUGUAAUGCGAUGAGCACUCUCUCUUCUGGGAUCAUGGAACUCUUGGGCGAGAGCCUAGGCGUGAGCAAAAACCAUUUCAAACAAUUCUUUGAAGAAAAUGAAUCGAUUAUGAGACUCAACUAUUAUCCAACAUGUCUAAAACCAGAUCUUGCGUUAGGAACUGGACCACAUUGUGACCCAACAUCAUUAACCAUCCUCCAUCAAGACAACGUCUCAGGACUACAAGUUUUCAUGGACAACCAGUGGCGCUCUAUCAGUCCAAAUAAUAGUGCUUUUGUCGUUAACAUAGGUGACACAUUUAUGGCGCUUUCAAAUGGAAGGUAUAAAAGUUGUUUGCACAGAGCUGUAGUAAACAACAAAACACCUAGAAAAUCUCUUGCUUUUUUUCUUUGUCCUAAGAAGGAUAAGGUGGUGAGGCCACCGGCAGAAUUGGUGGACUCUAAUAAUCCUAGAAUAUAUCCAGAUUUCACAUGGCCAACUCUAUUUGAAUUUACACAGAAGCAUUAUAGAGCUGAUACCAAUACUCUACGAUUCUUCUCUACUUGGCUUCAACAGAAAACUACGGAAAUUUAAGGCAUACUCAAGAAGUUUUUAGUAGCAUUUGUGACAUCCAAUGUAGAUCAAGACCUUAGCCUUAUGGAAAUUGGAAUUCUUCAUUGCAAGUGAGAUAUAAUAAUUUAAAGAAGAAAAUGGUAAUUUAUGUCUAUCGAUUAGAUAAAGUAAAUAGUGAAUUCAGGUGGCUGUUUGAGUGAAUAUUUGAAUGUCUUUUUUAAUAAUUUAAUUUUUGAGAUAAGAUAAUUACAUACUUUGAUUAAAAUAUUAAAAUAAACACAUAUUAUUUUUUAAUGAGGUAUAAAAUAGUUCAACAAA
Molecule: messenger RNA, 1471 nt
Organism: Solanum lycopersicum (tomato)
Lineage: Eukaryota; Viridiplantae; Streptophyta; Magnoliopsida; Solanales; Solanaceae
Gene: 20ox-2
Product: gibberellin 20-oxidase-2
Biological process (GO): flower development; response to light stimulus; gibberellin biosynthetic process
Molecular function (GO): gibberellin 20-oxidase activity
Source: RefSeq, marked validated